Castor canadensis (American beaver) is the source of this 565-nucleotide messenger RNA. It is a transcript of the gene Emx2, whose product is annotated as empty spiracles homeobox 2. Gene Ontology annotation, molecular function: RNA polymerase II cis-regulatory region sequence-specific DNA binding; DNA-binding transcription factor activity, RNA polymerase II-specific. Lineage: Eukaryota; Metazoa; Chordata; Mammalia; Rodentia; Castoridae. Gene Ontology annotation, cellular component: nucleus. Gene Ontology annotation, biological process: regulation of transcription by RNA polymerase II; neuron differentiation; central nervous system development. The record is from RefSeq and is a predicted model, not a curated record.
GGCAGCGGUCGCCGGGAGCAGGGAGCCCAGGGCGCCCGCUCCUCGGCCCAGCAUGUUUCAGCCGGCGCCCAAGCGCUGCUUCACCAUCGAGUCGCUGGUGGCCAAGGACAGUCCCCUGCCCGCCUCGCGCUCCGAGGACCCCAUUCGUCCCGCGGCGCUCAGCUACGCCAACUCCAGCCCCAUAAAUCCGUUCCUCAACGGCUUCCACUCGGCCGCCGCCGCCGCCGCCGCGGGCAGGGGCGUCUACUCCAACCCGGACUUGGUGUUCGCCGAGGCGGUCUCGCACCCGCCCAACCCUGCCGUGCCAGUGCACCCGGUGCCGCCGCCGCACGCCUUGGCCGCCCACCCCCUGCCCUCCUCGCACUCGCCACACCCCCUCUUCGCCUCGCAGCAGCGGGACCCGUCCACCUUCUACCCCUGGCUCAUCCACCGCUACAGAUAUCUGGGUCAUCGCUUCCAAGGUAAAAGUAUGGUUUCAGAACCGGAGGACGAAGUUCAAAAGGCAGAAGCUGGAGGAAGAAGGCUCAGAUUCGCAACAAAAGAAAAAAGGGACACACCAUAUUAA